AUGUCUAGCUGCUUGCAUCCCCUGCCCCUUUUCUGCCCGGGGAGUCAGCUUCGCGUAGAUCUCGUCCUCACAUACCGGAUACUAACUGAAAUCGACUGGGGGGGGGGGGGGGGGGGGGGGGGGGUGGGGGGCGUUGGGGCCGGCCGUGAAGCGGGGCCGGGGGUGGGGGGGGGGGGGGGGCUUGCAACUUUCUUUAAUGAGAACUGGGGAGUUGAUGGAGAACCGGGGGGGGGGGGGGCCGGGGCGGGGCUGCCGGGCUUGGGGGUGGGGGCUAGGGGGGGUGGAGGAGGGGUGCGAGGGGGGACGGUGAGGGGGGGGGGGGGGAGGUGGGGAGGGGGGGGACGGGGGUGGGGGGGGGGCCGGGGGGGGGGGGGGUUGGUGGGGGGUGGGGGGGGGGGUGGGGGUGAGUGGUUGUGGGAUUCUUCUUGCAGGGAUUAG
Dicrocoelium dendriticum is the source of this 438-nucleotide messenger RNA. NCBI's taxonomy places the organism in Eukaryota, Metazoa, Platyhelminthes, Trematoda, Plagiorchiida, Dicrocoeliidae. The record is from the annotation of a GenBank genome assembly.